AUGGGCUACGAGGACAACAACAUCAACGGUCAUGACCCAAAGGUCAUCUCCGACUCCGAUAAUGAGAAGACCGCCUACCCCGCCCCACCGGCCUUCGACAACGAAAUGCUGGGCGAGAUGACCGACGCGGAGCGUCAUGGCAUCCAGAAGUUCAACCGCCUGGGUUGGAAACGCCUCACCAUUGUCCUCAUCGUCGAAGCUAUUGCCCUCGGCAGUCUGUCCAUCCCCCAAACCUUUGCCUACCUAGGUAUGGUCGCUGGAACAAUCUGUUGUGUCGGUCUCGGCCUGGUCGCCAUCUAUACCAGUUACAUUGUCGGUCAGGUCAAACUACUCUUCCCCCAAGUUGCCAACUAUUCCGACGCUGGUCGUCUGAUGUGGGGGCGCUUUGGAUACGAACUGAUCAACUUCAUGCUGGGUCUUCAGCUGAUCUUCUUGACCGGAUCGCACUGUCUGACCGGCACUAUUGCCUUUAUGAAUAUCACCGAGAGUACUCUCUGCUCUGUGGUCUUCGCGGUGGUCUCAGCUAUUAUCCUGUUCGCCCUGGCCGUGCCGCCCAGUUUUACUGAGGUUGCUAUUCUUGGGUACAUCGAUUUUGCUUCAAUCGUCAUCGCCAUCGGUAUUACUAUUAUCGGUACCGGAGUGCAGGCGUCAAACGCACCCGGUGGGCUGGCUGCUGUUAACUGGUCUGCGUGGCCCAAAGAUAAUUUAACCUUUACUGAAGGUUUUAUCGCCAUCUCAAAUAUUAUCUUUGCCUACAGCUUUGCCAUGUGCCAAUUCUCCUUCAUGGAUGAAAUGCACACUCCUAAGGACUUUGUCAAGUCGAUCUGGACUCUCGGUAUCACAGAAAUUGUGAUCUAUACCCUCACCGGCGCCCUUAUCUACGCAUUCGUCGGACAGGACGUGUCCAGCCCGGCUCUUACAUCGGCAGGAACCACUUUAAGUCGUGUUGCUUAUGGUGUUGCCUUACCGGUUAUCUUCAUCAGUGGGUCGAUCAAUACAGUCGUCUUUGGGCGCCUAGUUCACGGUCGGAUCUUUGCCAACUCCCCAAUCCGAUACAUCAACACUAAGAUGGGAUGGAUCACCUGGCUGGCUGUCAUUGCAGCUGCCACAGUCAUUGCCUUUAUCAUUGCCGAAGUUAUCCCAUUCUUCAACGAUUUACUGUCAAUCUCCUCGGCCCUGUUUAUCUCCGGGUUCACCUUCUACUUCCCGGCCCUGAUGUGGUUCCUCCUUAUCCGGAAAGGCGGCAUGUUCGAGCGCAAGAAUCUGUUAUUGACUGUGGUUAAUGGGUUCAUUUUCAUUCUCGGAAUGGUGAUUCUCGUGGCCGGUACCUACUCUAGUAUCGACGACAUUAUCGACAAAUACAAUACUGGCUCUGUCCGUGGUGUAUUCACCUGCGCAAAGCCAUCAUAG
Molecule: messenger RNA, 1410 nt
Organism: Penicillium cosmopolitanum
Lineage: Eukaryota; Fungi; Ascomycota; Eurotiomycetes; Eurotiales; Aspergillaceae
Product: Amino acid transporter transmembrane
Exons: 2
Coding region: 1-1410 (469 amino acids)
Biological process (GO): amino acid transmembrane transport
Cellular component (GO): vacuolar membrane
Molecular function (GO): amino acid transmembrane transporter activity
Source: RefSeq, a predicted model, not a curated record